This is a messenger RNA of Pangasianodon hypophthalmus (striped catfish), 3690 nucleotides long. RefSeq names its product kinesin family member 9 (gene kif9). Gene Ontology annotation, biological process: microtubule-based movement. The coding region runs from base 186 to 2543 and encodes 785 amino acids. The record is from RefSeq and is a predicted model, not a curated record. Gene Ontology annotation, molecular function: microtubule binding; microtubule motor activity; ATP binding. Lineage: Eukaryota; Metazoa; Chordata; Actinopteri; Siluriformes; Pangasiidae. The transcript is spliced from 20 exons.
GACUGAGGCAGUAUACCAACUACCGGGUUGGGGCGUUCCCAUUCCUGUCUCCGCCCACUGCACCGUUGUCUUGACAACAGCGUCAACUCGCUGCUCCAGCCAGAGUCAGCGCUGAGGAUAAGGAGUCCGGAUUCAGAAGGUCUUUCGGCUGAAGUUACUGUAGCGGUAGAAAUCAGAAAGGAGUUAUGAGUGCACACAAUGAGGUUAGGGUGUACGUCCGCACCAGACCCACAGCACAAUUUGCCCAAGAGCUCAUUGAAUACUUGCCUGAUAAUCAGACGGUGAAUGUGCGGCUGAGAAAGAAUUCCAGGAAAGGGGUGUUGAGUAAUCAGAUGAGCUCUUGGACUUUUCGGCUCAAUGGGGUGCUGCACAACGUAUCACAGGAAGAAGUCUAUCAACAGGUCGCACACAGUGUGGUGCUUGGAGCUCUGGAGGGUUACAAUGGCACUGUUAUGUGCUUUGGGCAGACUGGGGCUGGAAAGACCUUCACAAUGACUGGUGCCACUGAGAGUUACAAACAACGAGGCAUCAUCCCUCGUGCCAUUCAGGAGGUGUUCCAUGAGAUCGAUAGUCGUGUAGAUCACACCAUCUCUGUGCACAUCUCCUAUCUGGAGAUUUACAACGAGACUUUUGUGGACCUGCUAGCCUCAGUAAAAGGGGGACAGACAAAGCACUGUGGAACUUUGGCUGUGGUGGAAGAACCAGAGGGCGGGGUUUCAGUAAAGGGCCUGUCCUUACAUCCAGUUCACAGAGAAGAGGAGGCACUAAACUUGCUAUUUGAGGGAGAGAUGAAUAAAAUAAUAGGAGAACAUGCUCUCAACAAGAACUCGUCCCGGUCACAUUGUAUCUUUACUAUCCACAUUGAGUCUCGCUCUCGCACACUGUCAAAUGCAACGUACGUCACAUCCAAGCUCAAUCUGGUGGACCUCGCAGGCUCCGAGAGGCUGAGCAAAACUGGGUCGGAGGGUCAGGUGCAGAAAGAGGCCCUGUACAUUAACAGAUCUCUGUCCUUCCUGGAGCAGGCCAUCUUGGCCUUGGCUGACCGGCGCCGAGAGCACGUGCCCUUCAGACAAAGCAAGCUGACGCAUGCUCUUAAAGAUUCUCUCGGUGGAAACUGUAACACAGUGCUGGUGGCCAACAUUUACGGCGAGGCGGCACAGAUUGAUGAGACGCUCUCCACUCUCCGCUUUGCAGCCAGGAUGAAGUGUGUGUGCACCGAGCCAUCUGUCAACAAGCACAUCGACCCUGUUCUCGAGGUCCAAAGACUGCAAAAGGAAAUCCAACGUCUAAAGCAGGAGCUUUCUUUUCACAACACACUGGCCAAUCGGGCUGCUGUGACAUAUGAGGACCUGUCAGAGACGCAGGAAGCGGUGGUAAAGAGUGAGGUUCAGAGGUACCUGGCCGGCACACUGGAUGAAAUCACGAUUGUGAGCAUUCGACAAAUCCAGGCAGUGUUUGCCCAGUUUAAAAAAGCUUUCCAGGAGCAGGAACAGCAGCUUAAAGAGCAGAAGAGUCAGAAGUGCAUUGUGGUGGAGAAUACUCAGAACACAUUGUCCACUUCUGAUGCUAAAGAGCCUGUAGAGGAGGUGGAGGGUGAAAACAGGCUCAGUGUGCCUGCAUCGACAAAGAGACAGUCUGUGUCACCCGGCAGGAGCAAAGGCAAGAAGGUCAAAGAGAGCAGCGGAAAAAACGGUCAAGGUAGCACAGGCCCGGGCGAGCAGCUCACCAUGAUGCAGCGCGAGACGGAGGUCCUUGUUCCUCCUAGUGUGGCUGAGAGCAAGGAGACUGCUAAAGAUGAUGCUAAGAAGAGGUGCAACACUCCUCCUUCUAAGAUGGAAGCAUUUGAGGUCUACAAGUCAGAGAGGGGCUGUGAGAUCAACCGCAUCCUGAAGGAAAACAAGUCUGUGCUGAAAGAACGUCUGGCGCAACUCCACAACCUCACGGGGAUCAUCAACUCCAUUAAACGGGACAUUGACCACAUGAGCUCUGAUCUCCAGCUGUGUAGAGAACAGAGGCAGAGUCAAGGCCAGUUGGUGAGUGCAGAUGGGGAGCCCGUGCUGGACGAGGCCGAGGUAGCUCUGCUUAUAAAACUCAGAGAGGCCAAGGAUGAGUACAGGCAGAACUAUGAGGAACUGCUCAGCACCAAAGCCGAGGUGCAAUACUGCAGACAUCUUGUGGACCAGUGCCGUAUUCGCCUUUUCACUGAGUUUGAGAGCUGGUACAAUGAGUCCUUCCUGCUACCAGAUGAGAUUCUUUCCAUCCUCAAAGAUGGGGGACCCAUUAGACCAGGUUUGGUCCCUGUGGACAAAGCUUUGGCUUUGGUUAGUAACACUGAGGGAGAUGAGCAGGAGCACUCAGAAUGUACCAAGUUGCUUGCAGACAGUCCCAGUGCCACAUCCUUUUAUAAUGCGUAUAACAGGACAGCACAGAGGGUGAGACACACAGAUACACACACACACACACACAAGUACAGAAAACAAGGGAACUAUACUGAAAAUGUAUCAAUGAUUAAGCAGCUUUACCUAAAAACUACCACCACAUAACUGUGCAUGUUACUAAACAAACUGAAGUGUGUGUGUGUGUGUUUUCUUUGCAGAGAGCACCUCAUUGUACUGUUUCCAGGAGGAGCAGCAUGGGACCUGACACAAAUAAGCUCAAAUCACUUGCAGCUGUCACCCGAAGGGGGCGAUAACAUGACCACUACAUCAUCCCUUGCCCAAAUAACUGUUGCUUACUUCCUUGUCUUGGCGGCUAUUCGAACUGUAUGAAAAGGACGUUUGUAACUGUAAUUCCCAAAGAUAUUAAUAAAUAAACUCACAUUUGAGAUGGUGCUGAACAAGGAAGGAGAACUGAAGGUUAUUACAGGAAGACCUUUGACUCAAUAAAACAUUUGACUCAAUAAAUGCUAUGCACAAUUAUGAGAAAUGCCUUGUUAAAAGGAAGGUUUUGAAGUUUGUUAAUCCAUCUGAUUUACAUUAGUCCUCUAAUGUGACUGCACUAUUUUAUAGCUAUGAUAAAAACAUAUACAUGAAGUAACUACUCAUCAGAGGUAGUUUCAGCAUGUCUCUUGUGCUACAUGAUUGUUAAAACUGUUUUAUCCUUAAUUUCAUAUUGUGGGAAUCCAUCGGCAAUUAUUAUUAUUUUUUUUUUUGGAUAGCCGUUGUUUUAAAAAUCUUGAAAAAUGAAACAUCCACAACACAGCACUGUGGUGAUGGAAAAUAAUCAAAUUUGGGGCGGUAACAGCCUUCUUCUUUGCAUCAGACUGCAUCACACUACCCUGUUGUGGAUUAUUUUCCUAUAACAGCAUGCCCAUUGAGUUUUAUUCCUUAUUUUAAUGUAUAAAUAUGACAGUGGAUGUAUAAAUAAGGUAAAAGCAGGAUGUAUGUAAAAGUAUAUAAAGAGACAUUUUGACACAUCAGCUUGUUAAAUGAAAAGUAAACUUUAUUAUUCCUGAACCACAAAAUAGACUUCUUUGGUUGUACAAAUUCACUAGUUACAGUCCUGAAUGAGCUCUAACCCCCACAUUCAGCCCCUCCAUCACCUAUGUAGCAAAAAAAGCCCCCCAUCCCAAAGAAAUCAAGAACAAGAAAGAUCAAAACAACUGUCCUGCUGCAAAAAUGUAGUGAAUCCCAUUCAUUAAUUGUGUGAAAAUGUGAUUUCUGUCUUUACAAAAAUACAAUAAAUGAUCAA